Molecule: messenger RNA, 1531 nt
Organism: Halichondria panicea
Lineage: Eukaryota; Metazoa; Porifera; Demospongiae; Suberitida; Halichondriidae
Product: eukaryotic initiation factor 4A-I-like
Exons: 11
Coding region: 105-1355 (416 amino acids)
Molecular function (GO): RNA helicase activity; ATP binding; RNA binding
Source: RefSeq, a predicted model, not a curated record
GCCGGGGGGGCGGGCCUGAGUUCCAGCACGCAUGCUCAAGGAGUUGCGCAAUAUCCUGGCCGAACACAUGUACUGCUGGUACACUGCUAAGCUUUUAUGCAAUCAUGGCGCAGUUUGAUCAAGAACCUUCCAACUCAGAUGGCCCCUGGAGUGCCGGUGCAGAUGCUGGUGGGGAUAACGAAUCUUCAGGGAUGGCGAUCGAGAUCGAGUCCAACUGGGACCAGGUUACUGAGAAGUUUGAUGACAUGGACCUCAAUGAGCAGCUUCUCAGAGGAAUCUAUGCUUAUGGUUUCGAAAAGCCUUCUGCUAUUCAACAAAGAGCCAUCGUCCCCUGUAUCAAAGGCCGUGAUGUGAUAGCUCAGGCCCAGUCUGGUACUGGUAAGACAGCCACGUUCACCAUCUCCAUCCUGCAACAGAUAGACAUGUCCAAGAAACAGUGCCAGGCUCUAGUUCUUGCGCCCACCAGAGAGCUUGCUCAGCAGAUAAAGAAGGUGGUGAAUGCACUGGGUGACUACAUGGAUUGUGAUUGCCAUGCCUGUAUUGGAGGCACCAGUGUCAGGUCUGACAUUAUCAAACUAGAGGGUGGUGUACAUGUGAUUGUGGGGACUCCAGGUCGUGUCCUGGACAUGAUCUCCAGGAAAAGUUUAGAUCCCAAGACCAUCAAAAUCUUUGUACUGGACGAGGCCGAUGAAAUGCUGUCACGAGGGUUCAAGGAUCAGAUCUAUGAUAUAUUCCGCAAGCUCCCUUCUGACAUACAAGUGAACCUUCUCUCUGCCACCAUGCCCGCUGAUGUGCUCGAGGUGACCAAGCGCUUCAUGAGAGAUCCUAUACGCAUCCUAGUCAAGAAGGAAGAGCUGACACUGGAGGGAAUCAAGCAGUUCUAUAUCCAGGUGGAGAAAGAGGAGUGGAAGCUGGACACUCUGUGUGAUCUCUACGAAACACUCACCAUCACACAAGCUGUCAUCUUUGUCAACACUCGUCGGAAAGUUGACUGGCUCAUGGAGAAAAUGCAUUCUCGAGACUUCACUGUCUCCGCUAUGCAUGGAGACAUGGAGCAGAAGGAUCGAGAUGUCAUCAUGAAGGAGUUCAGAUCUGGCUCCUCAAGAGUCCUCAUUGCCACUGAUCUGCUGGCUAGAGGUAUUGAUGUUCAACAGGUCUCACUGGUUAUCAACUAUGAUUUACCAGCCAAUAGGGAAAAUUACAUUCACAGGAUUGGCCGUGGUGGUCGAUUUGGUCGUAAAGGAGUAGCCAUCAACUUCAUCACCCGUGAGGAUGAAAGGAUGCUCAAGGACAUAGAGACCUUUUACAACACUGUCGUCUCUGAGAUGCCUAUGAAUGUGGCAGAUCUUAUCUGAGCAGCAUCAUGGCUAGGGACUACUUUUACUGAUAGCUAGUAUAGCACAAAAGUCCAAACAAUAAUUAUAAAAAUGGAAAAACUCUGAAACUUUGAUAUUGCUGUUUCACAUUAAUAAUUAUAAUAAUUAAUUUUGUGGUUUUAUGUUGAAUAUUUAUCCUUAUUGGUUUAUAUUGA